This is a messenger RNA of Pelobates cultripes (western spadefoot toad), 225 nucleotides long. The record is from the annotation of a GenBank genome assembly. NCBI's taxonomy places the organism in Eukaryota, Metazoa, Chordata, Amphibia, Anura, Pelobatidae.
AUGGAGCUGAAUGCUAAUGGAUCCGAAUGGCAUGGAGAGCAGAGGAUGGAGCUGACUGCUAAUGGAUCUGAAUGGCAUGGAGAGCAGAGGAUGGAGCUGACUGCUAAUGGAUCCGAAUGGCAUGGAGAGCAGAGGAUGGAGCUGACUGCUAACGGAUCCGAAUGGCAUGGAGAGCAGAGGAUGGAGCUGACUGCUAACGGAUCCGAAUGGCAUGGAGAGCAGUGA